Molecule: messenger RNA, 771 nt
Organism: Puma concolor (puma)
Lineage: Eukaryota; Metazoa; Chordata; Mammalia; Carnivora; Felidae
Gene: GATC
Product: glutamyl-tRNA amidotransferase subunit C
Biological process (GO): glutaminyl-tRNAGln biosynthesis via transamidation; mitochondrial translation; regulation of translational fidelity
Cellular component (GO): mitochondrion; glutamyl-tRNA(Gln) amidotransferase complex
Source: RefSeq, a predicted model, not a curated record
AUGUGGGCGCGUGCGGUGUUGCUGGGCCAUCGGUCCUGGAUGGGCUGGCACCGGGGCUUCACCUCCAAGACGGAUCCUCAGGGUAGUGGCCGUGUCACGGCUGAGGUGAUCGAGCACCUGGAGCGUCUAGCGCUUGUGGACUUCGGCAGCCAAGAGGCCGUGGCACGACUGGAGAAAGCCAUCGCCUUUGCCGACCGGCUCCGCGCCGUGGACACGGACGGGGUGGAGCCCAUGGAAUCAGUAUUGGAGGACAGAUGUCUGUACUUGAGAUCUGACAAUGUGGUAGAAGGCAACUGUGUUGAAGAACUACUACAAAAUGCCCAUCGAGUUGUGGAGGAGUAUUUUGUGGCUCCCCCAGGUAAUAUCUCUUUGCCAAAGCAGGAUGAACAACAGCCCUUUUCACACAACUGACUAGCUAUUCAUGGAGGCCCAAAGAUAGUAUUUUGUUACCACGAACACAAAUAUUUCCACUUUCUUCGGUUACCUGAAAAAAAACUGAUGUUUAAGUGAUUUUUAGUAACUAACUCUCUGAAGACAACAUUGGGAAAUAUCUAGCCAAAACAAGGCAAUGAGUUCCUGCUUCUACUGGAAGUAAAAGGUACUGUCACUUUCUGAGGAAAUGAAUCAAAUAUUUAUUCACACACUGUUCAGUAUAGGUUAUUCUCCUUUAUCUCCUCCCAAAACGGUGGUCUACCAAACUGUACGUAAAUCGGUUUUUCUAUUUACGUAACUAUUAGACAGUGUUAUCUGAUCGCCAUAUGACAACCUGUG